AUGUGGUGGCAGAGGGGAGGGAGGGGCGGCCAGAUUCUGAGUUCUGUUCCUCCUUUGGCCCCAAAUGCCAGAGGAAUUGGCCUUAGCAAGGCGUUCCACCGGGAGAACGAGACCAGCCUGCCUUAUGCAGCCGGGUUCCCUGACCCACGACGGGGCCUUUCUUGCAGGCCCAAGAACUCGAAGCAGCCGGAGCGGGAGGAGAAGCGGGUCCUUGGCCUGGUGUUACUCCGAGGAGAGAACCUGGUGUCCAUGACGGUUGAGGGGCCGCCCCCGAAAGAUCCAGCAGCCGGGUUCCCUGACCCACGACGGGGCCUUUCUUGCAGGCCCAAGAACUCGAAGCAGCCGGAGCGGGAGGAGAAGCGGGUCCUUGGCCUGGUGUUACUCCGAGGAGAGAACCUGGUGUCCAUGACGGUUGAGGGGCCGCCCCCGAAAGAUACAGGCAUUGCUCGUGUCCCCCUGGCUGGAGCAGCGGGAGGCCCUGGUGUUGGCCGAGCUGCUGGGAGAGGCGUCCCGGCAGGAGCACCCAUGCCUCAGGCCCCUGCGGGCUUGGCAGGUCCUGUGCGUGGGGUUGGUGGACCCUCACAGCAAGUGAUGACCCCUCAGAGUCGAGGGACAGUGGCUGCAGCCGCCGCUGCAGCUACGGCGAGCAUUGCAGGAGCUCCCACCCAAUACGCACCAGGCCGUGGAGGUCCUCCUCCGCCCAUGGGCAGGGGUACCCCACCCCCAGGAAUGAUGGGACCCCCUCCUGGCAUGAGACCACCAAUGGGCCCUCCGAUGGGCAUGCCCCCAGGCCGAGGCUCACCAAUGGGCAUGCCACCACCUGGGAUGCGGCCGCCGCCUCCUGGGAUGCGAGGUCCCCCUCCUCCUGGCAUGCGCCCACCCAGGCCCUGAAAUUCGGUUGGAAGGUGCUGUUUGCAGGAGUUGGAGUUCUCAAUCUGUUUCGUUCAGCUCAAGAUAGGGGGAGUGAUGAGCGGGUGGGGGAUUGCCUGCGUGCAUGUUUUCUAUAGCUUGGUUGUUGUAUUGCCCUUUAUAAUAAAGACUAGGAUAUUUUUUUUGGUUA
Messenger RNA from Pogona vitticeps (central bearded dragon), 1060 nucleotides. Lineage: Eukaryota; Metazoa; Chordata; Lepidosauria; Squamata; Agamidae. The record is from RefSeq and is a predicted model, not a curated record.